AUGGGAGAAUCAAUUCCGGUUAUUAGGGUUCGCAAUAACAACCAUAUUGUUACGUACAUAAAAUCAGAACAUACUCGUGGUGAAUCUGAUUUGGAAUACUAUGAGCGUAGAUAUUACAAAAGGUUGAAGGAUGAUUACUACGAGUUUAAAAUCUCUGAUUUGACAUAUCGUUGUCCGUUUUGUUACAACAAAGAUUACUCGUUGUCCGACCUUUUGAGGCAUGCUUACAGAAUGACAGGUAACUCGCGUAAAACGAUUAAAGAUAUUCCUAAACAUUCUGUUUUGAUAACAUAUGUUAAUUGGUAUGUUAAUGUUAAAUUCGAGGAAGCAUUUAGCAUCUUCAAUAAUGCCAAUAACAACAAUCAUGCCAAUAAUUUUCAUCUACGUCACAUAGCUACUGAAACCCUAGAUGAUAACCAACCAUCUCUUCCCGAGAAACUUGACGAUCCUGCUUAUAAAUCCAAACUGAAAGAAACCGAAGUAGUUGUUGAACAAGAUGUUUCGGUUGAAGUUGACGAAUCGAAAGAUGAGAAGGAAGAGAUCGAUGAACAUGAUGAUUCAGAAAAGAGGAUCAAACGGAUGUGGAGUCUAAAAUGGUAG
Molecule: messenger RNA, 600 nt
Organism: Trifolium pratense (red clover)
Lineage: Eukaryota; Viridiplantae; Streptophyta; Magnoliopsida; Fabales; Fabaceae
Exons: 1
Coding region: 1-600 (199 amino acids)
Biological process (GO): gene silencing by siRNA-directed DNA methylation
Source: RefSeq, a predicted model, not a curated record